Molecule: messenger RNA, 2121 nt
Organism: Babesia sp. Xinjiang
Lineage: Eukaryota; Apicomplexa; Aconoidasida; Piroplasmida; Babesiidae
Exons: 1
Coding region: 1-2121 (706 amino acids)
Source: RefSeq, a predicted model, not a curated record
AUGGAUCCUGUAACGUUGUUAGAUAGUCUCGAGAGCCAUGCAUCCUUAUCUCCUAAGCGUGGUAUUGAGAUACUGGACAGCGGGUGUAACCAUGUAUUUUCCAAACGGCCUUUGGAUGAUGCUAUAAGGUUGUUAUAUAGACCGGAUGCGGGUGUUGAGUCGUCUAUCGAAACUCGGUUUAUAUUAAAGCGUGCUAGAAAGGAUGCUUCCAAACGUUUUCGUGAUACUCUGCCUUUUGAUCGUGAGGGUGUGAGUGCAGCAUGCCCGUCUGCAAAUUUCUGUGUAGCUCCUAGGGUCGGAGAGUUGUUAUUUUUAGAAGAUGCGCUUGAUAUGUUGCGAACUUGUAUUAUUAAGAUGCCUGGAUUCGAUAAAAAGGAGCAAUUGGAUGCUCUGAGUUUAGAAUCUGAUGGUGUCGUUUCGUACUUUUCUCAAGUGGUUGAUAUAUUUUUGGAAUAUUUGGAUGAGCAAUGUGUUGCUGAUCUUCAUAUAGAAGGUGUACCGGACAUGGGUGAGUGUUCUGAGGAUGAGAGUACGGUAUCAUUGCCGGAUGAUACUGACCGUGAUUCGGUUGGUGUUAUAUUGCAUUGUUUGAUUUUAUGGUGUAAUUGGGUUUUUGAGAUGCGUUCUAUUGCUGAAACUGCUUUAAGUUUGGUCCAUUCGUCAUUGGAUCGUUGUGAAUCUCAGCAUGUGUUAGACACUGCGGUUCGGCUUAAGGAAGCGAAUCGCAACAUGGUAUUUUAUUCUUCUAUGUGUCGAACUAUGAGUGCUGCAUUAAGUGAGCGUGACUCUUGUAUGAGUCAUCUUGUUUGGGAUCUUGUGUGCGAGAUUCAAUUACUGACCCAGGUUGAAAGGCAAGCUGAUGCUUCUGCUGCCUCACCAUGGCAGCUUAUAUCGGAACAACUUUCAUGUGGAACCAUUGAGUCUAAUGAGAUCCCUUCAGUGGUCUCUGAUGAUCCAUUUCAUAAGAAUGUUCAACUCCUGCGUAACGAGAUGCGUGUCCGUAUUAAUUUUAAGGGUGAGUGUGACGCCCUGUCUCGAGAGUGCGACCAUUAUCUGCAGGAGCAAUCGUCUCUGAACGGUCGUCGUCUGGCAUUGGUUGGGAGGUUAGAGCAGCUGAGUAAGCAGUUGCAAGAGCUGGUUACAGCGCAUCGUAUUGAUACUCAUAUUGAUAGUGUGAAAUUGCCUGAAUCUAAGAAGCUAUCACCAUUGUUGUAUCACUUUUUAGUUCGUAUGCAGCUGUUAUCAUUAUGUCGUCCUAGCCGUGAGAUUCUUUUUAAGGUGAUGAAGUAUCGUGAUAGUGACUACUGUUUGCACAUGAGUCUUUUGACGCCGCGUGACUUGUUGAUGCCCAAUAGUGAAACUGCAUCUAAGGCUUUUCCAUUACAAUUUAUUGUAUCAUUGGAUGCCAAUGGUCGUUUGUGUGUUAAGGAACCGUUAUAUCCGUUUAGCAUUCCAUUUUUGAGUCGUAUAACAUCUAAUUCUGAUGUUAACUCUGAUAAGAGCGAGAUUUCCAACACUUCUACAAGUGACGAUGGUAGUAAAGAUGUUGAUUCAUGUGAUACAUGCGGUUUGGGUGAGUUUAGUUUAGAGGAUAAUGAUAUCCCUUCUGCUUUUUGUGAUCGUCUAGAGUGGUGGUACAGAGUUGCUCACCAGCAUAUUUGGAACUACCAUAUAGUCGAUGGUUACCGUUACAAUCGUUUAGAUGUGGAUUUUCUGUUACCAUGUGAGUUAACUAGAGGCCACGUAUCUCGUUACGAAUACAAAUGUGGUGCUUGGUUACUUGCGAACGAGUGUGCUUCCAUAGUGAUGCGUUUAGAAUUUGACGAGAGUCUGAAAGCACGAUGUACAUUUAGUGACUUCGAUCGCAAGGGCCGUCUUCAAUUGGAUUGUGAUAGUCCGCUUAUAGGUAGAGUUUCUUCUAAACGUGAGUGUUUAAAUAGCGAGAACGUCUGUGAGGUAACUUUAGAAUAUAGAAUAUUAUAUAUAUAUGUUCAGUUUCUGGAGUCGUUAUACGAUGAGAUUAGUCAUCACUUCGGUUCUGUUUCGUUGAUCGUUAAUCUUGCGUUAUUGAUGGAGUCUUACGCUUUGAUCUUUGAUUGGUUAUCUAGUGUUGACAAUUGA